Messenger RNA from Cyclospora cayetanensis, 2490 nucleotides. RefSeq names its product AF4/FMR2 family member 4. The transcript is spliced from 9 exons. Bases 1 to 2490 code for a protein of 829 amino acids. The record is from RefSeq and is a predicted model, not a curated record. Lineage: Eukaryota; Apicomplexa; Conoidasida; Eucoccidiorida; Eimeriidae.
AUGGCAAGACGAGGUAGGGGGGUAAAUGUCACAUGGAGGCAGCCCCUGCAGGAUGAUGACGACGAGUUCGACAGCAACAGCUGCUACGUUCAGGAGUGGAAUACGGAGCGGCGGCAGGAAGCUCAGGGUCCUUUUUUUAAAGAAAAACGGGAAGUUUCUUCCGGUUGUCUUGACACCGCCGAGUUCUGCCGGACAGCCGCAGUGAACUGGCGAGCACAGCGUCAGACUACGGGAGAGGGUCUUGGCAAGGAGGCGGCAAGGGAGCGAGGACAGAAAGCAGCUGAUCUCCUGCGGAUGGCUGUGGCACCCCCCGCUGCGCUCUGGGGGCCCUCGAACAUGCACGCGGAUGGUCCUGCAGCGGCUGAUGCAGAGAGGGGGGAGAACACGUUUCCAGAAGGACUACCUGGCGAAGAGGACGCGCACUCCCAGCAAGUGCAAAAAGGCGAAGGCUUCGUGCAGCACCGGCGAGGCCAGGCGCAGAGAGAGCACAAGACGGGCUCAGAGCUGCCUUGUCAGCCCCCCUCCCAGCAGCAGCCUCCAUCUCCGCGGCUACAGCCGAUCGGCAGAGCGUCUUUCCCAAUGGCUGCGUGUUCCCCCGCGAUCCGCAGCGCAGCUGGCCUACCCGGGGGGCCCCUCCUCGCCAAGAACCCUCUGGGGGGGGGCCCCUCCUUCUCAGCCUCGGCGGGGGCGAAGCACAGCAGCAGCAUGGAGGCUGCUGCGAACAGGGGAGAGGCCUUCGACUCCCUUUCUGCAGAGCACGCAUUGGGAAAUCAGAUGCACAAGCUGUCAUUCGACUUGACGCAGCAGCUGCACGUGGACGCGAAGCGAACUCGCACAGGGUUUCCCUGCUGCAGCUUGUGCAAAGCUCAAGCCAGCGAAGGCUCUCUAAUUCUCGCUACCAACAAGACGGCUGUAGGGCCGAGCGUUAGUCUGGGAGACGCCUCCGCUUCUGCGGAACGCACUGGACACAGUGCCUUGCCGGCGACUGAGCUUCCCGCCUCCACCGACCCCUCUGACACAACUACGCCAUCCAGAGGAGGAGCAGCAGCUGCAAGUGCCGGAGCAGCUGCUGCAGGUGCUGCAAGUGCUGCAACGCCCACCGCAGCAACGCGACAGAACGGCUCCAGUGGGGAGGGGGACUGCUGCUUGGCGUGCAGUUGCCCUUGCCACAACAGCAGCAACAGCAGCAGCAGCAGCAGCAGCAGCAGCAGCAGCAGCAGCAGCAGCAGCAGCAACAUCGUCUGCUUCGAAGGCCCCAGGAGGCCGCCAACCUUCGCAGCCAACCUCGCUGAGCUCUGCAAGGCCUUCCCCUCAUUGCACCAGGGCCUCAUUAUUUCGUUGCUUGAAACUGCAGAAAAUGACUUCCAGAGGGCGCAUGCACUCGUUAGGGUUCUCAGCGAUACCAACACAGGAUUGCACUACCCGAGAUCAGGACGGUCGAUGAGCAAGCGGAAGAGAGGCCCAGACGCAGCUGCUGCUGCAGCAGCAGGUGCAGCAGACUCGAGCAGCCGCACACGGGGCUUUUGUGGGGUGGACGCUGCUGAUGGGAGAGGCUCAAGUGAGGCUCCUUCGCCGCUCCUGGAGGGUUCGUAUUCGCAGCAGCUGGCGCUUCACGCGUCUCCUCCUCCUCCUGCACUCGCCUUGCCCGUUACAGCCUCUUCUUGCGGCUUUGCCCGUCCCUCCGUCUCUGCGGGAGGCGUUGCCGAUCAGCUUCCCUCGAGGGCAAAACGGGAGAGCUUGCCAGAAGCGUGGUGUGAGGAGGUAGCGGAACGCCUUCUCUGGGCAAUAGUUGCUGCUGGCAGUGGCGAGGAGGCGAAGGCUAAGGCAGCUGCACUGCUGCGACAGCAUGCGCUGCAGCUGGCUAGCGUGCAGCAGCAGGAAGAGGAACUCUCCCAGGCUGAUCUCGCCAAGGAAGCGGAGAAUCACGAGCUGGCAAGGAGAGUAGAACUUUUGCAGAACGACAAGCUGUUACUGGCGAGGGCUGUCAAGGCACAGCAUGAGAAGCUGCAAACGCUGCAGCAGAACCUGGCAGCCAAGACUGAGGAGGCACAGCACCUCCAAGAGGAAUUAAAUCGAGCGCAACAGCGCUUGCGCACUUUGAGGGACGCAGCUUCUACCCUCCUCCUUGCAUCCGCAGCCAACGCAGGGCGAAACAGCCCCUGCAGAGACACAUCUUUUGACCGCAGGUUGGCAGCAACUUUAUGUUGCAUUGCCUUUUACAUCCACCAUGGGGGUGCCUCCAGAGGGUUUGAGCGCCCGCUGCAUGCAGAGGGAGGCGCUUCGAAAGGGGGCACUGGAUCGUGCCAAGCGUUGGCGUGCUGUCUCUUGCCUUCGCCAGGGGCGAGGGAGACACUGCGGCUGCAAGCCGUUCGUUCAGUAGACGCUGAGAAUGGCGGCUUCUUCUGCAUGCGCGCCGCUGCGGGAUAUCUGGUGUCUGUGUGGGUGCAGGUUCCCAGAUGUGUAUUGACACGCUUGCGGGCAAGAGCGUAA